CAUGUGGAUGAAAAUUCGCACAGCAGGGAUGCCAAGACUUGCUGGGCGACUGGAGAUGUGGAUCUUCCAUUGCCACCACUCUUUCACAUCCAAACCGGUUUUAGCCCUCAGACGCAUACGACGUCCAACCCAAGAAAAGUAAAAGGUCGCACUGCACUGUUUGUUAGGGAAAUCGGAGUCGGCCAGAUUAGUCAAUACCUGCCACAGAUAAAGCAGCGGACCGGAGAUUGCACAGAAUAGCAUAGGUGGGGCUCCCAAUCGCGACUGCUGCCCUCAAAGGCGCAGAAAUACAUCGUUAGCGCGAUGGAUCCGUUGUUUGGCCCUGAGGGAAAUGAUCCAUUGCUCGACUUCCAGCCAAACUUUGCUCUUUCCCUCCCAGUUCAAAUACUCCUUCUGGGUGUCAUUCUUACGCUUGUGGCAGUCUUGCUCAUUCACCUCCUCUUCACUGCGCACACCCACUGGCCCCUGGCACGGCUCAAUUACGCUCUACAAAUAUCAGGGGUCAUCACGUUACUGACCUCCCUGAUAGCGAGCAUAAUUGCUGUAUUCCAUUUACUCCAUGGUUACAGUCGUGGAUGGCCGUAUAUGCUUGACUAUAUCGCAAUAAGUAUCCCGCCAGAUCAUUGGACGACAGUUGAGAAGAUUUCAUGGUAUUCCAUGGAAGCCAUCACAUCAGGACUUGCUCAUACCACGAACAUCCAGACUCUCACUUUACUCUUUCCUACGAAAAUAGAACAGAAACUAAUAUUUUUUCUUCUUGGUCCACUCGUACUUGCAUCAUCAGCUACGACUUUCGCAUCUCUAUCGCCCACUCCUCAUGCCAAGGACUUGGGUGACGCCAUCCGAGGCAUCUGCAACACGACUCUCUCUCUGCUCUUCACAUCCGCGUUGUUUAUUUGGGGCUUCAUCAUUAACCCUAAGGAGGCAUGGCGAACCGACGGCGGUACGGCAGUGUUUGGUGCUGGCGCCUCUCUGUUGGCUGUGAUGAGCACCGUCGUGAAUCUUAUUCUAAUAUUCGAGGAUCGCCUGGUGUGGUUGCCCUACAUGAACUGGGCCGUGGUGUUGUGGCAGAGUUUUUUUGGAUGGUGGUGGUUUGCUGGCUCGGGGAUGGGUAUUCCCGAGGUAGAGGACAUGCUGUAUCGUGCGGAGCGCAACAAACGGAAAGCGUUGGAGAAGGAGCGCAAACGGAAAGGCAAAAAGCGCUCGGAGGUGCAGCCGCCUACUUCGAGUGCUUCUGGAGUCCUUCGUUUCCUCAGUCCGCUAGUUGGAACUUUGGGUAGACAGAACUUUACACGGACGGUGGAUUCAGACCACGAUACAACCACUGGCCACACUGGAAACCGCGAGACGCUUUCUGUUCAUUCAGAGUUGCCCCCCCGUGGACAACUACAGAAACCUCGCUCCGGUAUUUCCAAUCUUGUCAAUGAGCGUGCUGCUGUUGAGAGAGCCCAAACUGAUCUUCGGUCCGAAGGCGGCGAGACUGAAAGCUGGGCAUUGGGAGCUUACGGUCUUGUGCAGCGAGAAGAAGCUGAACGAAGGAUAAGAGAGUUCAAAGAGCGAAGAAAAACCCAAAGACUUCUCAGUCAAGAACGAUACGUUGAGAACGAGGAAAGAGAGGAGGACUGGGAAGAUGAAUAUGGAGAACAUGAGCAAAGGGAUGCAUUGGAAAGAUUGCAACGGGAGGUAGACGCUGAGGCAGCAAGUCCUUCGGUGACGAGGCGACGGGGGAAUCGAUCACCCAGUCACAGUCCUUCUCGCUCGGCCGUCACUUCGUUACCUGAUCCUCUGCCCCCUUCUGGUUCUAUCUUCUGGUUGUGGGGUCCGCUGCGUCGGUGGAGACUGCAGGACCGGACGGUUUACCAGUGA
This is a messenger RNA of Cantharellus anzutake, 1866 nucleotides long. RefSeq lists its product as uncharacterized. The transcript has 6 exons. NCBI's taxonomy places the organism in Eukaryota, Fungi, Basidiomycota, Agaricomycetes, Cantharellales, Hydnaceae. The coding region runs from base 304 to 1866 and encodes 520 amino acids. The record is from RefSeq and is a predicted model, not a curated record.